Delphinapterus leucas (beluga whale) is the source of this 557-nucleotide messenger RNA. The record is from RefSeq and is a predicted model, not a curated record. Lineage: Eukaryota; Metazoa; Chordata; Mammalia; Artiodactyla; Monodontidae.
CAGACAGAUUGAGUGACUUGCCCCUGGACACCCAGCCCCGGGAACCCGAGAGACAAGCAGCCCUUCAUCCUGUGGUGCACCAGAGGUGAUGCAGCAGCCGCGAGCGGAGACGCAUGCCAUCGGGGCUGGUGAGGGGCCACAGCGUGCGGUGCCCUGGUCGGCCUGGGUCACGCGGGAGGGCUGGGUGCGCUGGUGCGUGUGCCAUGUGCCCCCAAGCUGGACAGAGUGGUGGACCACAUCAGGCUGGCGGCAACCGCUGCAGCGUGUGCUGUGGGGCCUGGAGGGGAUCCUCUACCUGCUGCUGGUGCUGAUGCUGUGCCACGCGCUCUUCACCACCGGCUCCCACCUGCUGAGCUCCUUGUGGCCCGUGGCAGCUGCAGCGUGGCUCCAUCUGCUGCCGGCUGUCCUGCUGCUGGUGCUCAGUGCCCUCCCCGCCCUGCUUUUCACCGCCUCCUUCCUGCUGCUUUUCUCCACACUGCUGAGCCUCGUGGGCCUCCUCACCUCCAUGUCUCACCCAAGCCAUGCUCAGGACUUGGACCAAUAGAAGGGCAACCCCA